AUGUCAUCCGAACACGCACCGGUGGUAGCGUCGAGAAAAACCAGCUUCCGAGCAACUGCAGCUGGUAUUGCUGGUGUGAUGGAGAUUGGCCUCUUUCAUCCUUUUGACACGGUGGCGAAACGCCUGAUGAGUCACCACGGCCCUAUUCUUUGCAGACCUAUUAGCGCUAGUUUUUGUACGGUUAACGAAAUUAUCUUCCGUGCUAAGGCACAUGCCAGUGCAUGGGAGAAAUUAUUAUAUUUAUAUCCCGGUUCCACAUAUGCUGUGGGUUAUAAGGUGUUGCAACGUGUGUACAAACUCGCUGGGCAACCCAUCGUGCGUGAUCAUCUUAAAUGCCAUUAUGACCGGGGUUUCGAUAAUGUUUUUGGACGUCACAGUCGUCUCGCAAUGGAGGCUGUUGCAGGAAGUAUUGUUGGUGGUGGUGAAGUGUUAUUAUUGCCACUGGAUCGACUGAAGGUGUUGAGCCAAACAAAUGAAUCGGCGCUGGGGCGUGGCGUUGUGGAGUUGGUGCGACGUGAAGGUGUACGAGGAAUGUACGCUGGCACAUUAGUGACUGCAAUGCGCAAUGUGCCCGGCACCUUUUGUCUUUUCGGUGGCGCCGCCUUCACGAAGGAGUCCAUAUUUCGACUGGAAGACUUUAGUAAGGCGAGCUUCUUCCAAAACAUGUGUGCAUCUGGCGUGGGUGCUUGUUUAGCAAUUGCAGUAACAAAUCCCAUGGAUGUUAUUAAGACACGUGUGCAGAAUAAAGAUCCGGGCUCAACGCUUACGGGACUGGUAGUGUUCCGGAAGUUGCUGCGCGAGGAGGGACUCACCGCUCUGGCAAAGGGGAUAACACCAAAGAUAAUUGCCUCAGCACCAAAGCUUGUAUUUGCAUACAGCAUGACGGAGUUUUUGCUUCAACUACUGGAGGGGGAAAAAAGAGGGGUGGUUCGGCAUUAA
Molecule: messenger RNA, 939 nt
Organism: Trypanosoma brucei brucei TREU927
Lineage: Eukaryota; Euglenozoa; Kinetoplastea; Trypanosomatida; Trypanosomatidae
Product: mitochondrial carrier protein, putative
Exons: 1
Coding region: 1-939 (312 amino acids)
Cellular component (GO): mitochondrion
Molecular function (GO): guanine nucleotide transmembrane transporter activity
Source: RefSeq, a predicted model, not a curated record